UUUCCUUAGCGCAGUAUAGCUAGCGCCUCGCAUGGGGAGGACGCGUUCGCGCUCGAACGCAUUUUAUAUCCGAAAAGGUUCUCUGUUGUGUUAAGAUCACGCAAUAAUGAAUGCGAGAGAAUACAGAGAGAAAUUAAUUGAUGAAGUGAAAAAGUACCCAGUGUUGUACGACACAAACCACGAGAACCAUCGCGAUAUCGAUGUCAGAGACCGUUGUUGGCAGGAAAUAUCCGAGCGUCUCGGGGCUAACUGCGAAGUAUUAAAACGCGAAUGGAAGAUCCUCCGCGACUCUCUUCGACAAUCCCUCAAGAAAAGCGACAAGGGCGUUACGACUAAAGCAGGACUGCCCUGCAAGAAAUGGCGUUUCCAGAAUAGGAUGUCCUUUGUUCUACCGUACAUGACGAUGAGGCCGGAUGCUUCCAGGAACCGUCGUUCGUUAAGGAGAGAUAUCAAAUUGGACGACACUGAAGCCCAAUCCGACCAGGACCAGGAGUCGGAAGUGUGGGACCCGGGCAAUAGCGACCAAGACUCCUUGGACUUAUACUUCGCCAGCGUCUGCCAAAGCACAAAGAGGCUACCAAAGAAAUACCAGAAUCUGAUCAAGAAGCAAGUACUGGAGGUGUUGCUCAGGGUCGAAGAGCAAGUAGAAGCGGAGUCGGGGGAGUCCAAAAUGACAGUGUACAAAAACUCUGAAUAAAAAAACAGCCUUUCUUAACUUUAAUUACUCCGCCGAGUGGAAAUCUGAUGAGACUCCCUGUUUAUAGAAAUUAUUCCAAUAAUAAAUGUUUAGUGUAAUUUUAAAUAGUGAUGUGAGUCUUCUGAAUAGUGACUGGUUUCUAAUGUGCGGUAAAACUCGGUAUCGAGGUUUAUCAGAUGGCAUGUAGUUUCUGCGAUGAAGGUUUUAGCUAUAUGACGUAAGUAAUUGUAUCCGUAAUCAUCUUAAAAUCGGUAAGUAAUCUGGAACGUAGAGUUUGUUGUCGAAUAUCAAUAUGUGAUGGUUUGUUUGUUUCGAUAGAAUUUUUUAAUAAAUUAUUAUUUCCAGUAAAAUAUAUGAACAUUUUAU
This is a messenger RNA of Vanessa atalanta (red admiral), 1063 nucleotides long. RefSeq lists its product as uncharacterized. Gene Ontology annotation, cellular component: nucleus; transcription regulator complex. The record is from RefSeq and is a predicted model, not a curated record. Gene Ontology annotation, biological process: regulation of transcription by RNA polymerase II. Gene Ontology annotation, molecular function: DNA binding. The transcript has 3 exons. Bases 107 to 697 code for a protein of 196 amino acids. Lineage: Eukaryota; Metazoa; Arthropoda; Insecta; Lepidoptera; Nymphalidae.